Messenger RNA from Polistes dominula (European paper wasp), 2724 nucleotides. Its product is annotated as leucine-rich repeat-containing protein 47. Gene Ontology annotation, biological process: phenylalanyl-tRNA aminoacylation. Gene Ontology annotation, molecular function: phenylalanine-tRNA ligase activity; protein binding; RNA binding. Lineage: Eukaryota; Metazoa; Arthropoda; Insecta; Hymenoptera; Vespidae. The record is from RefSeq and is a predicted model, not a curated record.
AAAGUUAACGUUCUGAAGAGUCUGAAUAUAGCGGCAAAAUUUAACGUUUAAAGUCUCUAUGCGUUUUCAAACACUCUGUCAGGAAUUCACUUGUUUAGGUAUCCUAAAAAUGAUUUUAUCAAUAUAAUACGUUAAACGAUUAUUGAAAAAGACAACUUAGAAUAGACAUUGAUAAUUGUAACAUAAGUAAUGCAUAUUGCAUCAUAUUCUACAAUAUAUUAUACGUUGUCUUAUCUACGCUGUCUUAUUUAAGCUGAUUUACUUUAUAAAACUAUCUCUUCAAUUUAUAUCUUUGAAUUAAUACAUUCAAAGGAUCAUUUAACAAAGAGAAAAAAGGAUAUUUACUUAUAUUUAGUAAGUGUGUAUUAAUUAAUAACAAUUAUUGAAUAAUAAGAAGAUUUGGUAAUCUAUUACGCAUAACCUUACUUAAAUCAUUGUUCUCAAUAAUAUACAUUUGAAAUAUAUAAUAAUCGAACAAUAAUGGCUUUUGACAAUUCAUGGGAUAUUAUUAAACAAGUAGCUGAUGAGAAUAAACACGAAUUAGUUUUAACUGGUCCAUCAGUUUCUCGUUUGAUUGCUGAAAAUGGUUUGGAUAAAACGCUUUUUAAUCUUAACAAUUUAAAUUAUUUAAAUAUUACUCAUACGUGUCUUCAAGAAGUACCUGAAGAAAUAGGAAAAUUGCAUAACCUUGCCACAUUGGUAUUACAUUCAAAUGAGAUAAAAAAGUUACCCGAGUCUAUUGAAAAAUUGACCAAAUUGAAAUUUCUUCAUUGUUCGCAAAAUAAAUUGACUUCUUUGCCAAAUGCUGUUGGAAAUCUUCCUCAAUUGAGUAGCAUCAAUUUUGGUUCUAAUUUAUUGCAAUCUAUACCGUGUCAAAUGAAAAAUAUUAAAUUGACUACGUUAGAUUUGUCUAAUAAUCAAUUGGAAGUAUUUCCUGAUGUAUGUUAUACCGAAUUAGUUCAUCUUUCUGAAAUCCAUGUUAACAAGAAUCUGAUUAAAAGUAUCUCUGGAGAAAUAUCUCGUCUGCAAGUUUUAAAAGUUCUCAACAUAGCUGAUAAUCAACUUACAGCUGUUCCUGGUGAAUUAGCAGAUUGUCAUAAAUUAAAAGAAUUGAAUUUAAAAAAUAAUUCAUUGACUGAUAAAAGAUUAGCAAAGUUGGUUGACCAGUGCCAUACAAAGCAAGUACUAGAAUAUGUCAAAUUACAUUGUCCAAAACAAAAUCCUUCUAAUAAUGUUACAAGUAAAUCAAAAAAGGGGAAAAAGGGUAAUAAGUUAUCUGAAAGUGAAAAUGCUGCGGCUCAGGUAGAUGCUUUAGCGCAUAAAUUGAAAGUAUUGAAAACAUCUGAUAGUACUUUAUCGAUAAAAAUCACUCAACAUGUGAAAAAUGUUAGACCUUAUAUAACUGCAUGUAUUAUAAGAGAUUUAGUAUUUACACCAGACACAUUAAAAAAGUUUAUACAAUUACAAACUAAAUUACACGAUGGAAUAUGUGAAAAAAGAAAUGCUGCUACAAUAGCCACACAUGAUUUGGAUCAAAUUGUACCAGGUGAUUUAACAUAUACAGCUAAGCCACCAAUGGAAUUAGAAAUACAACCAUUACAGAGAAAUAAAAAUUACACUGGUAUAGAAUUAUUUCAACAAUUACAAAAAGAGGCUGAUAAUUUGCGUAAAGAAAAAAAGAGAAAUGUAUAUUCUGGUAUACAUAAAUACUUGUAUUUACUAGAAGGUAAAUCAUUAUAUCCUUGUCUUGUAGACACCAAAGAUCAAGUUAUAUCAUUUCCACCAAUUUGUAAUAGUGACUUAACAAAAAUGUUGCCAACAACAAAAAAUAUGUUAGUAGAAGUAACAAGUGCCACGUCAUAUCAAGUUUGCAGAAAUGUACUCGAUGAAUUUUUAAAAGAAUUAAUUAUCUCAGGUAUUGGUAGUACACCUUCAGAUAAUGAAAAUAAUCAGUAUCAUAAUUUAAAAAUAGAACAAGUGAAAAUAGUUGACACAGAUGGUAAUCUGAAAGUUGUCUAUCCUUCAAGAGCAGAUUUAAACUUUAAAGAAGAGAAUAUUAUCGCUUUGCGAGAUUAAUAUGUUAAUUGCAUUGUUAUUGACUGGAUAUAAUAUAACAUUUUCUUGGUUACCGAUUUAAACUGUAAGAGAUCGAUUAAUGUUAGUUGUAGAUUUUUGAGAAAAGCACAAAUUCUUUAUUAUUAUUAUUAUUAUUAUUAUUACAUAUAAUAGUUUUAUAUAUUUUAUACAAAGCUUUCAUCUUUAUAUAAAAGUAAGACUACUUUUUACCAAGCAGUUUCAAAAUAAUGUCGAAAACAUUUUUAUAUGAGUUAUGUAGUAAUUAGUCUUUUUCCGUUUCUUGUGUUUGCAUGUAGAGAAGUGUGUUUUUUAGUAGGUAACUUUUUCUUAAAAUAUAUAUAUAAAAGUAUUAAUCAAAAAGAUUUUGAAAAAUUUUCCUUUUUUUGUUUUUAUAUAUCUUGAGUGAUAGCAUUGUAAGAAUAUAGCGUAAACAUUUUCAAAAGAAUUUUCUAAAGAUACAACUAUUAAUAUAAUUUCAUAUAGAUAGAGUGGUAAAAAAAAGGUUUGAUAAUUACAGGACUUCUAAUUCUCUGAGAUAAGUAAAACAAUGUCUAAAUAACAUGGAUUUCUAAAAUCAACCCUUUAUUAUUUAUGAGUGUUCAAUAUUAUAAUUUUUUUUUAUUAAUAAUAUACUGGAUGUAUACAGAA